UCCCGACGCGCCGGCGACCGGCAUGGCGGCCCCCAGCGCUGAGGCGGCGGAGCGCGCUCGCCCGGCUUCAGGGUAGCUCGGCGGCCUCCGUGCGCGCGCCGGCGCCGGGCGCUCCCGGUCUGCGGUCCCGGGGCCUGUGCGCCGCGGGCGGGCUCUGAGGAGCAUGGAUCCCGCGGGCGCCUGGGACUCCGCGUCGCCCUGGGUCUCGCUGUGGACAAACAGGUUUUACGUGUACGUGGGCUUGGCCUGUGGCAUCAGCCUGUGGAUCUGCUUCCAGAUGGUCGUCGGGAGGCGGGACAAGAGCUCCCAGGAGAAAUCUGUUCCAAAAGCAAGCCGGGAUUUGGGGACAGAUGGUUCUAUCCCUCUUCAACGGAAGGAGGUCUCCGUGUCCGGGGUGAAGAUUUUCUAUGGUUCCCAGACCGGAACCGCAAAGGGAUUUGCAGCAAGUCUUGCUGAAGCAGUUACCUCCCUAGAUCUGCCGGUGGCCGUCGUCGAUCUGAAAGACUAUGACCCAGAUGAUCAUCUCGUGGAGGAGGUUACUAGUAAAAACGUUUGUGCCUUCGUGGUUGCUACCUACACUGACGGUCGGCCCCCUGAAAGUGCAGAGUGGUUCUGCAAGUGGUUGGAGGAAGCAGCCAGUGAUUUUCGGUUUGGCAAAACUUACCUGAAGGGUAUGAGGUACGCUGUAUUUGGCCUGGGAAAUUCUGCCUAUGCAAGCCACUUCAACAAGGUUGGCAAGAACGUAGACAAGUGGCUCUGGACGCUUGGUGCCCACCGCGUGGUGGCGAGAGGGGAGGGGGACUGUGACGUGGCGAACAGCAAACACGGCAGCAUCGAGGCGGACUUCGGAGCCUGGAAGACCAAGUUCCUCGCGCGGCUGCACACGCUUGAGAAGGGAGAGAAGAAGCCCUGUGACGGCAGCUGCAAGAGGGGCCAGUGCGAGUCGUCCGCGGAGGAGGAGCCCUUUGAGAGCACCAGUGAGGAUGAGUCCGGCGCCGAAGACCGUCCGAAUCCGGAUCCCGUCGUUGACGUUGAGGACCUCGGCAGGAUCGUGAGCUGCGCGAAGAGAGAAAAGAGAGAGAAGGAGCAGCAAGAGAAGAGCGGCUUGCUCCGGAGCUCGGGGAAGAACGGCCCCGGCGAACGAAGAGCGAUGAUAACCCCGGCUCUCCGGGAAGCCCUCACUAGACAAGGGUAUCAGUUGAUUGGGAGCCACUCCGGGGUGAAGCUUUGUAGAUGGACAAAGUCGAUGCUCCGGGGGAGAGGAGGUUGCUAUAAACAUACGUUCUACGGCAUCGAGAGCCACCGUUGCAUGGAAACUACCCCAAGCUUGGCCUGUGCAAAUAAAUGUGUCUUCUGUUGGCGGUGUUCGGUGAUAGCUCAUGUGGUUUUGAUGCGCAUUUCCUUCAUGACUGGUGACGCUGAGCGUCUUUUCAUGUGUCUGUUGGCCAUCUGGAUGUCCUCUUCUGAAAAGCACCACACCAACCCAGUGGGCACCGAGUGGCGGUGGAAGAUGGACCAGCCUGAAGUGAUCCUAAAGGAAGCCAUUGAAAACCAUCAGAGCAUGAUUAAGCAGUUUAAAGGAGUUCCGGGUGUCAAAGAAGAACGUUUUGAAGAAGGAAUGAUGGUAAAGCACUGUGCGUUGUCUCUGGUGGGAGAACCCAUCAUGUACCCGGAAAUCAACAGGUUUUUGACACUACUCCACGAGUGUAAAAUCUCUAGUUUCCUGGUCACAAAUGCACAAUUCCCUGUGGAAAUCAGGAACCUCAAACCAGUUACCCAGCUGUAUGUCAGUGUGGAUGCUAGCACCAAAGAUAGCCUGAAGAAAAUCGACCGCCCACUCUUCAAGGAUUUCUGGCAGAGAUUCCUCGACAGCUUAAAAGCUUUGGCAGCAAAGCAACAGCGCACCGUGUACAGACUGACUCUAGUGAAAGCGUGGAAUGUGGACGAGCUCCAGGCCUACGCCGAGCUGGUGUCCCUGGGGAAUCCCGACUUCAUCGAAGUGAAGGGUGUCACCUACUGUGGCGAGAGCUCAGCCAGCAGUCUCACCAUGGCCAACGUGCCCUGGCAUGAGGAGGUGGUGCACUUUGUCCAGGACUUGGUGGAUCUGAUCCCCGACUACGAAAUCGCCUGUGAGCACGAGCAUUCCAACUGCCUCCUUAUCGCUCACAAACGGUUUAAGGUCGGCAGCGAGUGGUGGACGUGGAUCGAUUACGACCGCUUCCAGGAGCUGGUGCGGGAGUACGAACACAGCGGGGGCUCGGCCACCUUCGGCGCACAGGACUACAUGGCCAGAACCCCGCGCUGGGCCGUGUUUGGUGCCCGCGAAAGAGGCUUUGAUCCCAAGGACACGAGAUAUCAGAGAAAGAACAAGUCAAAGGACAUUUCCGGAUGUUGAGAUUAUCUGGCUGUGGGGCCCCGAGGGUUCUCCCUCCACCCCCCACCGUGAUUUUUCCAAGGACACAUUGCCCGAGAUCGGUCUCACGCAGAGGAGGCUGUAAGGCGCUUGGGGACGCGAGUCGCAUCCGGGGUUGGGGAGGCAGCAGCCCCGGCAUUGCUUUGCGGAGCUCAGGCCCUCUCCUGACCUGACUCCCCAGAGGACCGUUGCAGGGCAAGCACACGGUCCUUAGAGUGAAACUGGUGGCUUUGAAUUAUAACUUGUAGGAAGCCGGAAGGCGGUCCUGGGCUGUUGUAGGGAAUGGGUAUGUGUUCCUCUUCCCCUCCUGGGCUGUGCGCCUUUAUGGCCUGUUCCUCCCGAGGUAAGUGGACCUGCUCCCUCCCAGGCCGCCCGCCCCUCUGUAUCUGGAGUAACGCCUCCCGCGAGUCACUCAAAUUGCCGUAAUUCUAGACUUUUUAAUACUGCACAGAUUACAUUAAAUUUUUGCCUCGUACCAGCCCUUUAUGACAUCGAGUGGAUCUAAAAGUCCCAACGCCUCCCCUCCUCGUGCAGAUCAGAUGGCCUCAGGAGUGAGGGCCCCGUGGGCCUCUGAGCUGCUCCCUCGGGGGGCGUGCCCUGUGGUGCCCUGGAGGAGUGAGUCCCUAGACAGGCUUUGAGACCGGGUGCGGUUUGCUUUGGUUUAAAAAGUCAGUGUUUAAGCCCCAUCCUGCCCCACAGAGCUGGUCCCACCCUCUUCUCCCUCUUGUCGCUUCCGCUGUACACAGUCUGCUUUUAGGGUUCAAGAUUUUUCUAAUUGAAAACAUCAUUAAAUUCUGAAUAGUUUUUUAAAAUAUCAUAAUUAUUUUGAAAAAUUCUCUAUCCUAAAAAUUGAAUUAAUAAAAUCUUUUCUAAAGACUA
This is a messenger RNA of Mustela lutreola (European mink), 3292 nucleotides long. RefSeq names its product S-adenosyl-L-methionine-dependent tRNA 4-demethylwyosine synthase TYW1-like. Lineage: Eukaryota; Metazoa; Chordata; Mammalia; Carnivora; Mustelidae. Gene Ontology annotation, molecular function: catalytic activity; 4 iron, 4 sulfur cluster binding; FMN binding. The transcript is spliced from 17 exons. Gene Ontology annotation, biological process: wybutosine biosynthetic process. The coding region runs from base 164 to 2395 and encodes 743 amino acids. The record is from RefSeq and is a predicted model, not a curated record.